Messenger RNA from Cynoglossus semilaevis (tongue sole), 1273 nucleotides. It is a transcript of the gene rsph3, whose product is annotated as radial spoke head 3. Bases 161 to 1195 code for a protein of 344 amino acids. Lineage: Eukaryota; Metazoa; Chordata; Actinopteri; Pleuronectiformes; Cynoglossidae. The record is from RefSeq and is a predicted model, not a curated record. Gene Ontology annotation, cellular component: cilium. The transcript is spliced from 8 exons.
CGGACCGCAACAGUCCAACACUUCCUGGUUACUGUUGCUACAACUUUUAGUUUCCUCCGUCAACUUAAUUAGUUUGAUUGUGUUCCGAACGCGAGAACCGUGGCGGUGGAACUGGGGUUCUGCUGGUUCUGACACUUGGAACACCUCAAGCGAACACUUCAUGGCGUUCGGUUCGCAUCGAAUGAGAGAGUUGAGCGGCACCUACACCUUCUCCAGUCGACCCAGGGCCGUGGAGAACCGCAUUAAAGUUCCGCCUCAGCAGGCUCUCAGAAACUAUGGAAACAUCAUGUAUGACCGCCGUGUUGUCAGGGGAAGCACUUACUCCCAGCACAUCCUACAGACUACGGCACAAACAACCCCUUCAGAAAUACAAAGACAUCAGGAGAUGAGGAGAAGAGCCAUCACACAGAAACGAGCAUUCGGAGAAUCCAGACUUAAAACCCCUGAAGCCCUGCAGGGCAGAACUCAUGUUGACGUACAAACAGAUUUAUAUCUCGAGGAGCUCAGUGACGUUCUAGCAACAACAGACAUUGAAUGUCAGACGGAUGCAUUUUUGGACCGACCUGCCACUCCUCUUUUCAUACCUGCCAAAACUGGCAAAGAUGUGGCAACUCAGAUAGAAGAAGGAGAGUUGUUUGACUUUGACAGGGAGGUCCAGCCCCUGUUGGAGGUCCUGGUGGGGAAAACGGUGGAGCAGUCUCUCCUGGAGGUGAUGGAGGAGGAGGAGCUGGAGUGUCUGCGGGCCCAGCAGAGGGCUUUCCUGGAGCUCCGAAACAGCGAGCUGGCAGAAGUGCAGCGGCUUCAGGAGCAGGAGAGACGGCGCAGCCAGGAAAAAGAACGUAGAAUUGCUGAGCAAAGGGAGGCAUUGAAGAAAGAAAAAGAGACGGCAGAAAAAAUUGCUGCUCGUGUCUUCAGCCAACACUACUUAGCUGACCUUCUACCUGCAGUCUUCACCUCGCUCAGUGACCAUGGUUACUUUUAUGACCCUGUGGAGAAGGAUAUUGAGACAAAUUUCUUCCCGUGGCUCAUGGCAGAGGUUAAUAAAAGUCUGGAGAAGAGACGUGUGGCGAGACAACUGCUGGACGGUAUCAUCUACGAAGUGGCCCAAACGAGGCAGGCGAUGUUAAAACAGCAAGAAUCACAACCACAAACACCGGAGAAGUCUGACGUAGAGAACAGAGAAAACGUCCAGUGAUGAAAUAAAAUGCUGGGAUCAAGAGGAAAAGCUAGAGGAAGGAAUUGUUUUAUUUUGCAUAAGAAAACAAACAAAAAA